AUGAAGGUAUGGUUGGAUGGAAUUUCUGCUAAACAAAACCAGCACUUAAAUAACCCUGCAAUUUGGGAUAUUAAUUUGACUCCAUUUAGCAGAGUUCAAAUACGAGAAAUUUCUGAAGUUAGACCGUCUUAUGCUUUUGGAGAGCUGAUGAGUACCACCACUUUAUUCUUUCCGCCAAAUUUAAAACCCCAUUUCGAUAUUGAGGCAAGACUCAAAAAUCUCCAGCGAAGGCUUCAAGUUCCCUUCGAUGGUUCUCUUGUGGAACAUCAAGAUGCCCUUAAACAGCUAUGGAGAUUAGCUUACCCUGACAGGGAUCUCCCACCCCUUAAGUCAGAGCUUUGGAAGGACAUGGGUUGGCAAGGAUCUGAUCCUUCAACAGAUUUCAGGGGUGGCGGUUACAUAUCAUUGGAGAAUCUUAUCUUUUAUGCUAAGAUGUACCCGGAUGCAUUUCAGAACUUGUUGCACAAAAGAGAUGGAAGCAGAGCUGAGUGGGAGUAUCCCUUUGCUGUAGCCGGCAUCAAUGUUUCGUUCAUGUUGGCACAAAUGUUGGAUCUGCAAUCAGGGAAGCCAAAUUCUUUGGCAGGAGUACGGUUCUUAGAGUUACUGAUCGAAGAUGAGAUGGCAUUUGACAACCUUUACUGUGUUGCCUUUCAAAUGAUGGACGCUCAGUGGCUAGCAAAGCGGGCUUCAUAUAUGGAAUUUAAUGAUGUUCUGAAGUCAACGAGGACACAGCUAGAGCGUGAGCUUGCGCUUGAGAAUGUAUCCUUUGUGAAAGAUUUACCGGCUUACAACCUGCUGCAACAACGAUUCUCAAAGUUUUAAUUUACUUGUUACGUGUUGUUGUUAAAUGUUAUUGCAAAAAACUAACAAUGUGAUCAUGUAUAGAAUUGUAAAUUCUGUUUAUUACGAAAAUCAUUCAUUGUUGGAUUAAUAAGAAGGUAGGUUCCUUAAAA
Messenger RNA from Rhododendron vialii, 953 nucleotides. RefSeq lists its product as uncharacterized. NCBI's taxonomy places the organism in Eukaryota, Viridiplantae, Streptophyta, Magnoliopsida, Ericales, Ericaceae. Bases 1 to 822 code for a protein of 273 amino acids. The record is from RefSeq and is a predicted model, not a curated record. The transcript is spliced from 9 exons.